This is a messenger RNA of Odobenus rosmarus divergens (Pacific walrus), 1966 nucleotides long. RefSeq names its product cathepsin F (gene CTSF). Gene Ontology annotation, cellular component: lysosome. NCBI's taxonomy places the organism in Eukaryota, Metazoa, Chordata, Mammalia, Carnivora, Odobenidae. The record is from RefSeq and is a predicted model, not a curated record. Gene Ontology annotation, molecular function: cysteine-type endopeptidase activity.
AUGGCACCCUGGCUGCUGCUGCUGUCGCUGCUGGGGCUGCUCCUGGGCGCCGCUCCCGCCCCGCCCCGCCGAGCAGCCGACGCUCAGGCCCGGGAGGUGGCGUACCCGGAGCUGCUGGGGCCCGCCCGCUUCGCCCUGGAGAUGCACAACCGCGGCCGGGCAGCCGGGACGCGGGCGACGCUGGGGGCCGUGCGCGGUCGCGCCCGCCGGGCGGGCAAGGGGUCGCUGUAUUCCCUGAAGGCGACCCUAGAGGAGCCUCCCUGCAAUGACCCCACGGUGUGCCAGCUCCCUGUGUCCAAGAAAACGCUGCUCUGCAGCUUCCAAGUCCUGGAUGAGCUAGGAAAACACAUGCUGUUGAGACGAGACUGUGGCCCAGUGGAUACCAAGGUUACAGGUGCUGGGAGAGCCCAAGGAGGCGCAUAGUUCAGACCAGACUUCAUGCAGGGUUCAACCUUGAUUUCUUCUCUGUUCCAACCCUAUUCAGAUGACAAAAAUGAGACUUUGAGUUCAGUCCUUCCACUGUUGAACAAGGAACCCCUGCCCCAGGAUUUUUCUGUGAAAAUGGCUUCAAUCUUCAAGGAGUUCGUUACCACCUAUAAUCGGACAUAUGAGACGAAGGAGGAAACCCAGUGGCGCCUGUCUGUCUUUUCCAACAACAUGAUGCGAGCACAGAAGAUCCAGGCACUGGACCGUGGCACAGCUCAGUAUGGGAUCACCAAGUUCAGUGACCUUACAGAGGAGGAGUUCCGUACCAUCUACCUGAAUCCCCUCCUAAGAGAGAACCGCGGCAAGAAGAUGCACCUAGACAAGUCCGUUAGCAGCUCUGCCCCACCCGAGUGGGACUGGAGGAGAAAGGGGGCUGUCACCAAAGUCAAGGACCAGGGCAUGUGUGGCUCCUGCUGGGCUUUCUCAGUCACCGGCAACGUGGAGGGUCAGUGGUUCCUGAAACGGGGGGCCCUCCUCUCCCUCUCUGAGCAGGAGCUCUUGGACUGUGACAAGGUGGACAAGGCCUGCCUGGGUGGCUUGCCCUCCAAUGCCUACUCAGCCAUAAAGACUCUGGGAGGGCUGGAGACAGAGGAUGACUACGGCUACUGCGGCCACGUGCAGACCUGCAGUUUCUCCGCAAAGAAGGCCAGGGUCUACAUCAACGACUCGGUGGAGCUGAGCCGGAAUGAGGAGAAGCUGGUGGCCUGGCUGGCCAAGAAGGGCCCCAUCUCUGUCGCCAUCAAUGCCUUUGGCAUGCAGUUCUACCGCCACGGGAUCUCCCACCCACUGCGGCCCCUCUGCAGCCCUUGGCUCAUCGACCAUGCUGUGCUGCUCGUGGGCUACGGCAACCGCUCUGGCAUUCCCUUCUGGGCCAUCAAGAACAGCUGGGGCACCGACUGGGGCGAGGAGGGUUACUACUACUUGCAUCGUGGGUCCGGGGCCUGUGGUGUGAACACCAUGGCCAGCUCGGCAGUGGUGAACUGAGGAGCACCAGCGCAGGACCUGGUGCUGACCAGAGCAGCCCCUUCCUCAGCCUGACCUGCGUGUCCAGGCCCCUUCCCAGGAGGCAAGCUGGCUGAGGGACAGGCACCGGGUACCUCAGGGUGAGCAAAAGGCCCUGGGCUAGGGCAAUACCCCUACCCCUCUCCACCCACCCCUAUCCUGAAGUUCCCCAACGGCACCUUUGUUGACUUGUGGUAGCUAGAAGGACCUUGGGGUAAAGGAUGAUGUCCUGGCAGCUGAAGCUGGCUGGGGCAAGAACCUCGGGCUUGGGUAAGGAGCAGGUGGGAAGAAGAUAUUCUGGUCAUAAACCCAGCUUUGUCCUUAGCAAGCUCUGGCUUCUUGCCCUGCCUUUUCCUCUGUCUGAUGCUAUAACUUUUCUGGUUCCCCCUGGAUUUGGGGACUGUUUGCUUCCACAUCUAGAGAAAUUAUUGUAACUUCCUUUUUCUAACAGCAAUAAAGAGGUGUCCUAGGCCCGAGU